CCUCCUGUGCACAUCACCCUCGUAGAUUCAAACACAAUAAUAAUGGCAUGGAGAUGUAUCUCCAUUCCUGUGGUCGCUGCCACCCUGCUCGGAGCUGUGAUCGCCCUUACCCUCCUCAGCAAGCCGGCUCCCCCCCGCCAGACGAAGGCAGAGAAACGGAACUCAAGGCGACAGGGGAGGAAACGAGGUCGAGCUGCCACGUCCAAGCGCACGAGAUCGAAACGCAAGCAAAACGCGGAGAUGUUGAUAAACGAGAUCGGCAUCGAUGAGUUCAAGAAGAUGGUCCUCAAGGGCAAGCUAGAGAAAGAAGAACAACAGGAGCGAAUGAGGCGGGCGAUGGAUGACCCCGAUUCCUUGCGGCUGGUAAUAGACCUCAAUUGGGCGGAGAGCGCCCCCGGUAAAGAGCUGUCUAGCCUCGUGAAGCAGCUCUGUUACGUCUACAGCCGCGCCAAAGCCAGCUCGAUGCCUCCCAGGCUCACUCUCACCUCCUACCAAGGCAAAGUGGCCGCAGCUCUGGAAAGCGCCGGGGCCGACAGCUGGCUGGUCGACCGCAAUCCUCUAGGCGUCUUCACGGUGUUCGAUCCGACCGAAAUCAUCUACCUCAGCCCCGACGCAGAGGAGCCCUUGGACCAAGUCCUCGAUACCAACGUCUACGUCGUUGGGGGUAUCGUGGAUCGGAAUCUCAGGAAGGGGCUCACCCUCGGGGCCGCGGACGGCGCAAGGGCGCGGGCGGCGCGGCUGCCGUUCGACGAGUACUUGCCCGAGAUUCCUCGCGGCGAUCGAGUCUUGACGGUCUGUGCCUGCGUGGGGGUGUUGAUGGGCGUCCGUGCGGGAGAGGGGUGGCGAGACGCGCUGCAGAAGAGCGUGCCGCGGAGGGGGGUAGAGAAAGCCGCACGCCGGGCGCGGGGGAGGGCGUGGCGAGGGACCGUGGCAGAGGCCGUGGGUGCGGGACAGUCUGGAUGGGGGGUGGUGGGGAACUUUAGUGCGGGUCUUGAGAGCAAAGCUGAAGGAGGUGUUGACGUCGCCGAGGUGAAAGCUGGCGCCGGGUCGAGUAGUGUGAAGAGGAGUGAGGGUCAAAUCCCACCACAUGCCGCAUAGUUGACGAUGAGGAGUUUGGAUGAAAACCCAUCACAUAACACGUGCCGUAGGGAGCACCGAAAUCAAUAGAGAAGUAAUGAGGAACCCUUCGCCUUCGCCGCAUGGUAUUCGACUCUAAACCACGUCAGGAUGCCCCACAGCGUGCUGCGUGCCGAGUUUGGUAAGCGACCUGCUGUAGGUAGACCUCGGUGCUCCUGAAGAUCCACAAACGUUUUUCCGAUACAAGGGUGAUACGGGUGCGAACGCGUCAAAGAUGCACGGGAAAAGUGAAGCACGUGCAGUGGAGCGUAGGAGCGCGUCUGAUCGCGUGUGCAUGCGAGACUACCUCCCUAGCUGCCCAAAUGGAUUCCGUCCUUGUUGAUGAUGGCGGCGCUUGCUCGAUAAGGCCCGUGCCUCAGCACGCCCGUUGGAAAAGCCGUGGUGCAACACGGCCCUCGCUAGAGUGAGGAUAGGAGAUUGCCUUCAGGGCUCCCGACAAGUAAAUGGGCAUUGAAGGUAUUUUUCACCACGCCUCGCUUUUUUCCGGACAGGUAUCAACCUUUGCAACCAUCUCCUGGUGAAGGCUAGUCCCUCUUGUCCGAUACGAGCACCGACUUUUGUGGGCAUCUUUCUGCCGGAAGACGAGUCAAUCUUUCUUACUGUCCGGUACAAGCGUCGACCGCUGUCGGUGGUUGCGUCGGUCAGAUGUUUCUUGACACCUUGCACAUCAUGAUUGCUAGCAAUGUGUCGGCCUUCCAUGUGUUGAAUGUUACGAUGCCGGCGAUGAUGGCAAACAUGAGCGAGUUCGUUUCGUUCAGGGGUCCUGCCCAUUUUUUCAAGGUUAGGUUCUGUAGGGUACGGGUAAUGUCUGUGGGGUAUUGGAUCUGUUACAGAACCGGAGGGAGCGUAAUCUCUGUGGGGUACGGGAUGUGCUACAGAACUCACAGAAGUGUAGGGUAUUGUGGCACGACCGUCACAGAACCCACAGAAGUGUUAGGGUAUUGUAUACAGAACAAGAGGGUAAUCUCUGUGGGGUA
Messenger RNA from Ectocarpus sp. CCAP 1310/34, 2114 nucleotides. NCBI's taxonomy places the organism in Eukaryota, Phaeophyceae, Ectocarpales, Ectocarpaceae. The record is from the annotation of a GenBank genome assembly.